Molecule: messenger RNA, 941 nt
Organism: Pipistrellus kuhlii (Kuhl's pipistrelle)
Lineage: Eukaryota; Metazoa; Chordata; Mammalia; Chiroptera; Vespertilionidae
Gene: CLEC7A
Product: C-type lectin domain containing 7A
Exons: 6
Coding region: 119-847 (242 amino acids)
Biological process (GO): detection of molecule of fungal origin; positive regulation of cytokine production involved in inflammatory response; positive regulation of lymphocyte activation
Cellular component (GO): cell surface
Molecular function (GO): (1->3)-beta-D-glucan binding; pattern recognition receptor activity
Source: RefSeq, a predicted model, not a curated record
AUUAAAUGCAUAACCCAUAUGACUUGCUUCAUAGAUCCUCUUUGGUCCACUGGCAAUUGUCUUAGAAGAGAAGGAAGAGCUCUCAAAUGCUGUGUCACUUGAGGAACUCAAUGGAAUAAUGGCAUACCGAUCUGAUCUAGAAAAUUUGGAUGAAGAUGGAUAUACUCAAUUACAGUUCAGCUCGAGACCUGUGUCCUCAGAGAAAGGACCUUAUGCUGCAUCUCUUUCUUGGCGUUCCAUUGCUGUGACUUUGGGAAUCCUAUGCUUGGUAAUACUGGUGAUAGCCAUAAUCCUGGGUACUAUGGGUAUUUGGAGAUCCAAUUCAGGAAGCAACUCGUUGAAGAAUGACAAUUUUCCAUCAAGAAAUAAAGAGAACCACAAUCAACCCACACAAUCAUCUUUAGAAGAGACUGUGGAUUCUCCCAAGGCUCUCACCACCACAGGAGUUCUUUCCAGCUCUUGUCCUCCUAACUGGAUUGCACACGAGAGUAGCUGUUACCUUUUUGGCAUAUCAUUGAAUUCUUGGAAUGAAAAUAAAAGACAGUGCUCUCAACUGGACUCUUAUCUCCUGAAGAUAGACAGUUCAAAAGAAUUGGAAUUUAUAACAAAGCAAGUGUCUUUCCAACCUGAUAACUCAUUUUGGAUAGGGCUCUCUCGCGCUCAGGCUGAAGGACCAUGGCUCUGGGAGGAUGGCUCAAAAUUCUCUCCUAACUUGUUUCAAAUCAGAAGCACAGUUACCCAGGAAAACUCAUCCCACAAUUGUGUAUGGAUUCACGUGUCAAUAAUUUAUGACCAGCAUUGUAGUAUGCCCUCAUAUGGUAUUUGUGAGAAGAAGUUGUCGAAAUAAUGAUGUGGGUGUUGACAGAGUGAAGUAUAUAAGCCUAGAGGCCCAGUGCAUGAAAUCAUGUGAGAGUAGGGUCCCUGUGAUCAGGGCCAUCUUC